AUGUUGUUAGCUCGUGGAACCAGCGAGCCUAGCUUCCCAAAAUACGGCGUCAUCGUUGGUGACCCUGUUGUGAGCAACGUUUCAGCGGAACUGUCUGGAGUACAGGGGUAUCCGGUCCAGUACCCAGCCAGCUCGCAAAUCAUUUCUGGUGGACGGCAAGGCGUCGAUGACAUUGUUCAGCGCUUGACCGCGCAGUCUUCCGCCUGCCCCAAUCAGACCUUUUCUCUGGUCGGCUACUCGCAAGGCGCAAGCAUCAUGCACCGAGCUGCAGACAGACUGCCUACUUCUCUGUUCCCCAAGAUCAAGUCGGUUGUCAUGUUUGGAGACCCAAAUUUGAGGCUGGGCGUAGUUGGAGAUAAGUUCCCUAAUGGUCUGAAGGCAAAGGUGCUGCAGAUUUGUGCAAAGGGCGAUCCUGUCUGUGACUCUGGGUCCUGUCAGUUCUAUCACUUGACCUACAUCCGUCCCGAAUACAUUGAAGGGGCCGUGACGUUUAUCGCGAGGGCUUUCAAGGGUAUGACCCUCUAG
This is a messenger RNA of Alternaria ethzedia, 525 nucleotides long. RefSeq lists its product as uncharacterized. Gene Ontology annotation, molecular function: hydrolase activity. NCBI's taxonomy places the organism in Eukaryota, Fungi, Ascomycota, Dothideomycetes, Pleosporales, Pleosporaceae. The coding region runs from base 1 to 525 and encodes 174 amino acids. The transcript has 3 exons. The record is from RefSeq and is a predicted model, not a curated record.